CGCACCGCGUAGAUGACGAAAAGAAAACAGGAAAAGCGGAACCUAACCUCAAACGCGGAUGAAAUAAAUCAGUCGCCGUUGCAGCUUGAAUUUCAAUCGUUUUAAUAUAUUGUCUGAAAGUGUCGUUGAAAUGGAGCUCGACAGUGUGAAUAAGGAGAUUUUAGUAGACCUCGAGGAGAAAUACGUCAAGGUUCGAAAGCUGCUGGACGAGCAUAGUAAAUUGGACCCGGAGAGUGAGCCGUACAAAAGUAAAUAUGCGGCAGCCGAUAUACUCAAGGAAAUGCAGAUCAAACUUGUCAGAAUAUUAGAUGAGAAUAUAACAGAACAUGAUAGAAAUAUAGUAACAGCAAUGCUUGCUGUUAUCUGGCUCAAUAUGGGGAUAAUUUCGGUCGACACGGAGGAAUUGGCAGCCGGUGAGGAGCAGCUGACCAACUGCGUGGACCUUUUGGUUGACCGAGAACUGAGACCAGAGGCAAUAUUAGUAAUACUUAGCGCUCUGAAUCAGCUGGGAAUUCUUUGGGCCCAGCGAGACAAUCCGAAAGAAUCCCAGAAAUAUUUAGAAAAAGCUGAAAAAAUAUACAAGGAUUUUACUGCGAUUGAAAAAAGCGAUAGCGCCAAACCUGUAUUUAUGGCCGCAUUGUUCAAUCUGAAAGAUGACGACGAUGACACAGAUGCUGAGGAAAUAGUCGAACGAUUGCACACGCUGACUCUCUACUACUUGGCGCAAAUCUAUGGAACCUUAAAGGAUCACCUUAAGUCUGCAGUCUACUGCCACAUGACUCUGAAACGUCAGUUGAAUCAUGAAGAUCUGGAUUGUGUAGACUGGGCCCUGAAUGCUGCAACUUUGUCGCAAUACUUUAUGGAAAAGGGAGGGUUUAGGCAGGCCAAACAUCACUUGGCCGCAGCUUCAUAUAUCCUGCAAAAGUACGAGGACGAGUUGAGAAGUUUGGACGAUACGGAGGAAGUGGUGGCGGCGAAAUGGGAAACGUUCAGACACAGAAGCGCAGACGUCGCGAGAUGCUGGGCAAAAUAUGGGAUCCUGCUGUUAAGCACAUCUAAAGAAAGGCUGAUGCAUCAUGCCGAUGAUGAAACGAGCGAAAUGUGCUCGGAGAUAAGUAAGAUGCAGUUAGAUGAAAAGUCAGGGGUCACUGAAGAAUGUAUAGAAAAUUUAAGAUUCACAAAGAUAGAGAAGGAAAUUGAAACUAUUGCAAAUCAACUGACAGACAAAUAUGCUUUGGACUUCAACGAUGCCAGGACAAUAUUUCUCAACUCCCAACAAUGGCUGGAUGAAGCAAAAAAGUAUUACACACUGGAGAGUCAUGCCUCGGAUCACGUGCAAGUAAUACAAGAUGUUUCCCAGCUCUUUAAAUUCCUGUCAUUUUUUGAAGAGGAUGAGGAUCGUCAGUCCAAAAUGCACAAGCGGCGGAUCGACGCCUUAGAAAAGAUUGUUACAGAGUUAAAUCCACAGUAUUACCAAACUGUGUGCAGGCAACUAUGGAUUGAACUGGGCGAAGUUUACUGCGAUAUUUUAGAUAUUAAGCUUGAACGUCUACAAGCGUCAAACGAACGACCGACUGCUCAGGCACUAACUAAAAUCAAUAACCUUGCCCGGAGUGCGAUUGGAAACUUUCAGAAUUUCUUAGAUUCUCUGGUGGAUCCAGCCACUCAUAAUUUUCCAGACAAAUUUUCCGAAGAUUUAGUUAGACCUGCCUUAUUUGCUUACUUUUUUUUGGGAAGACUGCAUUAUAAAAUCAUAACACCUGACAAACAUGCACAGCUAGAAAAUCUUCGAAAUAGUUUGAAUGCUUACAAAGCACUGAUUGGCUACUGCGAAAAAGAUGAAAAGGCUGCAGAAUUGAUGAGCGUGGAAUUGAGUGUAUGCAAAGACUUUGUUAAUCUUUUGCCAUUGAAAAUAGAAAAAUUAACUAGAGAAUUGGUAUAAAUGUGAUGUUUUUGAGGCAAUAAAGAUUCAUAUUCGUUUCUUGAUUAAUACAGCUUUUUUUGUAAAACAUUAUUUUAAUAAGUUUGUAUUAUAAGUUAUUGCAACUAUGUGUUUUUUUUAAGUAAUACUGAUAUUACUCUCGUUAUCUAAAAACUCAUUAAUCAUUCACGUCUUCAUCUGACUGUGUAAAUCUGAACUACAUAGGUAUGGUCAGGAAAGUUGGUUCUUACAUUUCUGAAACUGAAUUGAAAAUGUCAUGCUUUGUGCACUUACAUCUUACAGUUUGAGCAUAUGGUGCUAGUAUUGAAUUAAUUAAUGGUUUCAUUACUUUUAUGCUAUUUUAAUACAGUACUCUCUAUACAACAUGAAAAAGUGCAAUAAAAUCGUAUCAUUCCGAAAAUUAAUUUUUCCUUCUACAUUAAUCAAGCAACUUUCUCCAAAGCAUAUUG
Messenger RNA from Diprion similis, 2391 nucleotides. Its product is annotated as KIF-binding protein-like. Lineage: Eukaryota; Metazoa; Arthropoda; Insecta; Hymenoptera; Diprionidae. The record is from RefSeq and is a predicted model, not a curated record. Gene Ontology annotation, molecular function: protein binding. The transcript has a single exon. The coding region runs from base 131 to 1942 and encodes 603 amino acids.